CAACAACACUAGCUGCUGUACUCAAGCUGCUGGUGGUGGUCCAACGUUACUGUACGCUUCUUUGCAAGUUGAAAAACAAGUACUACCAAAAGCAUAUCAGGUGUGGAGAUGAUGGAGGAGAAUGAGGAGCAGUCCGACGCCCAUCAGUCAGAAUUCAGUUUGAGGAAGGGAAACUACGAAGGAGACAGCUUCAGGCUACACAUGGUGACGUGGAAUGUGGCCACAGCUGAUCCUCCGGAUGACCUGACCUCACUUCUCCAUCUGAACUCCCCAAAGAGCCCAGACCUUUAUGUCAUCGGUUUGCAGGAGGUGUACUCAGGGCCACUGAGAUUCGUGUCGGACAGUGUAUUCGAUGACCCGUGGAGUCAGCUGUUAAUGUCCACCUUGGCACCACGAAAAUACAUUAAGGUGUCAUCCAUCAGAAUGCAGGGUCUGCUGCUGCUCUUCUUCUUCAAACUGGAGCACGUCCCCUUCAUCAGAGACAUCCAGACCACAUACACACGCACAGGCAUUUUCGGUUACUGGGGUAACAAAGGUGGGGUGUCGGUCCGACUGUCUUUCUAUGGCCACAUGCUCUGUUUCCUGAACUGUCACUUGGCUGCUCAUAUGCAGUAUGCCACAGAGAGAGUAGAUGAGUUUGAGUACAUUGUGGACACGCAGACCUUUGACUGUAAAAAGGCUCCAAGAAUUGUUGACCACAGGUUGGUGUUCUGGUUUGGAGAUCUCAACUUCCGAAUUCAGGACCACGGCAUGCACUUUGUCCGCUCCUGUAUCAACAAUCAAACCUACAACCUGCUGUGGAGCAAAGACCAGUUGACCGUGAUGAAGAAGAAAGAACAGAUGCUCCAGGAGUUUGACGAAGGGCCUCUGGACUUUCAGCCCACGUACAAGUUUGACUUGAACUCAGAUACUUAUGACAGCAGGCUCUACAGGACAUGGUUUGGCUUUAACGGUAAGAAGCGCAAACCGGCCUGGACCGACAGGAUUCUGUGGCGGCUCCGACCCAAAGCUCCGCCCCCUGAAGAGCAAGACAGAGUGGGACUGGAUGCGAAGAAGGUCAGGCAGCUGGAAGAGGAUGAAGAAUACCCUCUGAAGAUCAGGCAGGACUCGUACACCAGCAUCAUGGAGUACAGCAUCAGUGACCACAAGCCUGUCAUCGGCAUCUUCACGCUGGAGCUGAGGAAGAUGUACGGGACUCCUCUGGUGCGUCUGCAGGCGGAGGGAGACUGGAGCGCAGACCUGGAUUCCAUGGUUCUCUACAGCCCUCUGCAGCCGUUCCCCUCCAGUACAUGGGACUGGAUCGGACUCUAUAAGGUUGGAUUCACCAGCGUGUCAGACUACAUCACCUACACAUGGGUCAAAGACGAUGAGGUGGCCUUCAAUGAAGAAAUCAUGCAGGUAUAUGUGGGUAAAGAAGAAAUCCCUGUGCGGGGAGGAGAGUGUGUGCUGUGCUACUACAGCAAUACUCUGCAGAGCAUCAUUGGAAUUAGUGAACCAUUCAAGGUCCACGAGUCCAAGGUAGCCAUUGAGGAAGGCUUAGUGCCUGAGAAGAUCAAUGGACUUGACAAAAGCGUAGUGAGUGAAGACCUUUGGAACUGAUCUAUCAGGAGUCACGGAGGUGGUACGAUGUAGAAAUGCAUCUGUUUGGGCCUGGAUUGCCUGAACCACACCAAGGCUUUUAAUUACAUUGUUUCCUAACUUGCCAUUGAAGACGCAGAUUAGGAAGUGCUGUCUGUUCAUGCUGUUACACAUCUCCACUGACCUCUCUAACGCUACCAGUGUGGCUGCCAGCUACUUACACCUCUGUGGUCAGUGUGGUUUUUAUGACUGGUCUGUAGGGUCACAUUUGUUUAGGUGUGACUGCCGUCAUGCAAAGCAGAAACCAUGAGCGAUCCUUCUUCAACUGACCUAAAACCCAAGAAAAGUUUCCAUAGAAUGAAACUUAAAUUUAAAUUGGCCUUACAUUGAGCAAAGAAGUGCUAUCUUUGUACCCUGGCCUGAGGCAUAAUAAAAUGAAUGAGGUAGCAUUAUAAAAUACGAUGAAAGGCUUUGAUUGACAGCCUGUUGAGGAAUAGAAGGAAACAGGGUGGACGUACUGAUGAAAUAGAAGGUAAAGUAAGUUGUAGGAUGUGUACAGGCCUGCUGCUUUGUGUGAUUAUUCGAGGCUCUCAGUUUAUGGUCGUGUUAAUGGUUCAAAUUAUUUGUGUAAAUGUUGAAGUUGCUCUCAUGGCUGCCUUUGUGUGGCUGCAAGAAAAGCUGUAUCACUGAAUAUUUGAAGUCUGGCUUGUUUGGAGGAGUGAAAACACCCCAGACGAACUUUGCCCGACUUCUGCAGUUACAAAAAGGGAAUUGGAAAACUAAGAAAGUUCAUUGGCUGUUUUUUUGUUUACAUGGUAUUCUAUGAUGACAUCAAGUUGUUCAUAAACAAUGAGUUAUUUUACGGUGGAAAAUGAGUCUAAAAAUUCACUGCUUACUUAUAUAAGAUUGGUAUCCCUAUUCACUGUGAUGCUGGAGCAGGAGCUUACACAAGAAAUGCCUUUGUUAAUAGUUCAUAUUCCGCUAUAUUUUCCAAAUGUUCAUUUCAGUCUGACAACUUUUAAGCUUUAAAAUAAAAGUGCACUCCUUGUUCAAGGGAUGAUCAGAGCUUCAAAACAUCAAGAGGUAACAGUCAGCCAGUCCAUGUGACCUAAAGUCCUGCUGAAGUCUGUAGGACCACUAAACAUAGAGUGGUUUAAUCGCAGCUGUCACAGAAAUAACACCAUGAAUGAUCUGGCAGCACCGUAAGCUGCAAAUGACCAGAGCAUUGUAGGUGAAAGAACAAAUGAUAAAAUGGGGCAAGUGCCUUUUUUCUACAACACAUUUGCAUUAUGCAGUUUUUGGAGAAGUUUUAUAGACUUUUUAUGUAGUAAUUUGCCCAACUUUCAGUAGAUUGAGUUCAGCAGCACUUUGUUUGUGUUUGGUGGUCCUACAGACAUGGGGUAAAGUAAUAAAUGAUGAUGAAAUGUCUUGAACAAUUCCUCUAAUAAUACAAGAUGAUCUGACUCGGUCCUUCUGCCCUUCCACUUUGUUUUCUGUAAAAAUGUGUAGUAUUGGCUAAAAAGUCAUUCUUUAUUAAGAAAUAUGCAGAGAAUUGUCAGCUCUACAGGAGCUCUUACCCUGUACUGUCCUAAAAAAUGCUGUAGUAUGUAAACUGAAUCUAUUUAUGGUUUGAAAAGUUUUGUAUGUAAUUGAAAAUAUUCCUUGGGCUCACAGAAUAUCUCACUUUAGUGGUCAGUGAAUUGACGCUGUAGGAAGAGAAGAUUUUGCAGUUUUGUUUCCUCCUCACAGUAUUUGAUUGAACUUCGGUUUUUCCUGGAGACUUGAAAACAUACGUAGCUAUUUAAUAUAAACUUUGUGUUUUUGUGGAGCGGAUGACCUCUGGUUCAUCUUCAGCUUGCUAUCUCAUUAGCCCACGCGCACCUUGCAGUUUUUAAAAAUAUGAAUCAUUCCCUUUUAAAGCUGAUUGUGGUAUUACAGCAAAGUGGAGAACAUAAGCUGAGUUACACUGUUUAUUGUUAAUGCAUCAGUAUUUAUAGGAAGCCAUGCUCUUAUUAUUAGUGAGAAGGAAUAGAAAUAUUUUGGUUUUGUUUGUACAAUAUGGAUUCAGCAAGUGCCUUUGAAAUGCUUGUUGCUUUACAUUUAGUGGACUGUACUAUGCUGCUCAGUUUCAUACGACAUGUAUUAUUAAUAUUUAUCAGAUAGAAUAUUGCUGUUCUAAACUUUCACCCACUCAAAGAUCUCUUCUACUCAAUGUCAUCGUUAUUGGCUUGCUGGAAUCAAUUUUAUCAUUGCUGUUUUUUGUUUUAACUAAAAAGUGACUUAUUUUCUCAAAUAGCAAUGAAAUAUUGUAAUAGACUGUAACUGAAUUCCAACAGAUUUAUAGCUUUGGAAAGGCAAAUAUUAAAUAAGUCUCACUUCA
Chelmon rostratus (copperband butterflyfish) is the source of this 3958-nucleotide messenger RNA. It is a transcript of the gene inpp5ka, whose product is annotated as inositol polyphosphate-5-phosphatase Ka. Gene Ontology annotation, molecular function: phosphatidylinositol-3,4,5-trisphosphate 5-phosphatase activity; phosphatidylinositol-4,5-bisphosphate 5-phosphatase activity; inositol bisphosphate phosphatase activity. Gene Ontology annotation, biological process: negative regulation of glycogen biosynthetic process; phosphatidylinositol dephosphorylation; negative regulation of insulin receptor signaling pathway. The record is from RefSeq and is a predicted model, not a curated record. Gene Ontology annotation, cellular component: endoplasmic reticulum; plasma membrane; cytoplasm. Bases 109 to 1599 code for a protein of 496 amino acids. The transcript has 14 exons. NCBI's taxonomy places the organism in Eukaryota, Metazoa, Chordata, Actinopteri, Chaetodontiformes, Chaetodontidae.